Caenorhabditis elegans is the source of this 731-nucleotide messenger RNA. RefSeq names its product TM2 domain-containing protein C41D11.9 (gene C41D11.9). The record is from RefSeq and is marked reviewed. Gene Ontology annotation, biological process: G protein-coupled receptor signaling pathway. Gene Ontology annotation, cellular component: membrane. NCBI's taxonomy places the organism in Eukaryota, Metazoa, Nematoda, Chromadorea, Rhabditida, Rhabditidae. The transcript has 3 exons. Bases 1 to 588 code for a protein of 195 amino acids.
AUGCUUCACAAAAUUCUGUUUCUAAUUUGUCUUGCAUCAUUUAUUCCGACAAUUGGAUCCAUUUCCGGAACAAAAGACGUUAAAUCCAAGAAUUGUGAUGGAUCUGCAGGCCUUACGUGCACAUUUCCCGGUGAUUGCCGAAUCGGAGACACUGUAAAAGUGAAUUGUACUUCACGGAAAGGUUGCCCGAAUCCUGUCAGCAGAAAUAAUGUCGAAGCGGUGUGUCGGUUUUGUUGGCAACUUCUACCUGGGGAUUAUGAUUGCGAGCCAGCGACAAAUUGCUCCACGAGUAGUACAAAGCUUCUCGUGACAAAGUGCUCGGCUCACAGCUCAGUAAUAUGUAUGGGACAACGUAAUUUCUACAAGCGAAUUCCAUGUAACUGGUCAUCUGGAUACAGUUGGACAAAAACAAUGAUUCUCUCAGUUGUGCUCGGCGGUUUUGGAGCUGAUCGUUUCUACUUGGGACUCUGGAAAUCUGCAAUUGGAAAACUUUUCAGUUUCGGUGGUCUUGGUGUGUGGACUCUUGUGGACGUUGUUCUGAUCGCAGUUGGAUACAUUAAACCUUACGAUGGAUCCAUGUAUAUUUGAUUUUUUUUUUAAUUUUCUUUUCCAAUUUGUGUAAAUACUUCCUGUAAUAAGCUUAAGCUUCGGGUGAUUUCUGAUACUCUUGUUAUUCUCCUUAUUUUCGUCUUUUUGAAAUUGCCAUUUUUCCAUUAAAAGUAAUAAAUAUU